This is a messenger RNA of Hypomesus transpacificus, 3951 nucleotides long. RefSeq names its product 4-galactosyl-N-acetylglucosaminide 3-alpha-L-fucosyltransferase 9-like. The record is from RefSeq and is a predicted model, not a curated record. Gene Ontology annotation, molecular function: alpha-(1->3)-fucosyltransferase activity. Gene Ontology annotation, cellular component: membrane. Bases 452 to 1516 code for a protein of 354 amino acids. NCBI's taxonomy places the organism in Eukaryota, Metazoa, Chordata, Actinopteri, Osmeriformes, Osmeridae. The transcript has 3 exons.
UAUGGGGUGUGACUUAGGCUAAAAGUCUUUCCUGGUGUCUAAUUCAGAUUAGAACAUGGAUGGAAUUUCCAUCCUGAGAGAUAAUUAUUCUUCCGUAAAAUGUAUAUGAUUUUUAUGAAUAUUAAGAUUAAAUAUCAUUAACUUGUUUUUAAAAGGAAAGGCAUGACAAACACACAGACGUGGCGGAGCCGCAUAUUGAUUUCAGUGUCCACGCUAAUGAAGGAUCGCAGCACGUUGACAGGAACUACAGUCAACUAAUUUGCUAUACGGAACGGGGGUGCAACAGACGUGGUCUUGCUCCAUCCUGAAGCCUUUAUGAACCAUUUGUUCGUCCCUGCCUGGUGUCGAACACGCCACCUCUGACUGCCAAGAGCAACUACUACCAGCUACGCCAAAGAAAAGCUAGCUAUUCGUUGAUACGGGUGGCCUGUUACAUACCUGAGGUCUCAAAAUGCUAACUACUUCCACCUCACGCAACAUAGUAUAUGUGUUAUUAUUUAUUGGAGGGUUUAUAACUUUGUUUUCCAUGUACUACAAGACUUCUCCAACUUUACCAUGCCAUCGCCUGCCAACUUACCCAUUGGCUAAUAAACCAUUUAAGAAGCCGAUCAUGCUGCUUUGGUUCUGGCCUGAAAAUUAUAGAUUUGAUUUUGAGGACUGCAGGAAAUUCUUCAACAUUGACGGUUGUCACCUUACAGACGAUAGGACCCUGUACAGUGAAGCUGAUGCAAUUCUCAUCUAUCAUCGAUCCAUAAAACACAAUGGAACAAAUCUACCCCCCUCACCAAGGCCCUGUUUUCAAAAGUGGAUUUGGUUUCAUAUGGAAUCACCAACAAACACACAGAAAGUUUUAGGUAUUGAGAACCUUUUCAAUGAGACUUUAAACUACCAUCGGGAUGCAGACAUUCCUGUUCGUUGGCGGUUGACUAAGAAGACCAAAGACAAUGACUUUGUGCUCCCCAGAAAAGAGAGAAUGGUCUGCUGGAUUGUGAGCAACAAUGACUCUCGCACUGGGACAGAUGUGAGGGAUAACUACUACAGGGAACUUGUCAAACAUAUUAAGGUGGAUGUCUUUGGCAAAGUGUUUGGUACUUUCUUAAAAAAUGAAGAUUAUUUCUCAACCAUAGCAAGCUGCAAAUUCUACCUUUCCUUUGAGAACUCCAUCCACAAAGACUACAUCACAGAGAAGCUGAAUGGACCACUAGCAGCAGGAACAGUACCUGUUGUAUUGGGUCCCCCCAGACAGAACUAUGAGAACUUUAUACCAGGGGAUUCCUUCAUCCAUGUAAAUGACUUUCCUGAUGCAAAAGCUUUGGCUGACUUCCUCCUGCAGUUGGAUAGGAAUGAUGAGGCCUAUUUGCGCUAUUUCAGUUGGCGUCAGUAUUUCUCUGCUAGGCCUCACCUGAUUGAACAGAACCAAGAAUUCAUCCAGGCUAUCUGCUAUGGCUGUGCACACGUGGCAGAACACAGGGAGUAUAGGGUUGUUCACAAUCUUUACAAGUGGUAUUUUGGUUAAAUUGUCACUUGCAUCCCUAGUAUGGGUCAGAUGACAGACUCACUAUCUGUCAGUUUAUGACAGACUAUAUAACUUCAGAAGACUUUUGUCAUUAAAACAUUGGGAGAAACCAGGGUUCUGAAUUUUAUGAUAAUGUGAAAUGACAACGUACAAUACACAGGAGCUGAGACAGUAUACUUUCAAGUACAUUUUGGCCGAGAAAUUACUAUUACAGUUUCAUGGUUGAAUUUUCUACCAUUUGUGUUUUUGAUUUAAUGAAAGAAUAUUUAAUAUAACAAAAUCUGUUAAUUUGUUUUUAAUAUUUUACUGGCGACCUACAACCUGUAAGAAACCAGAUGUAUAACAUAUUUAUUGUGGGAGUCAGGUGGGUGAGCAGUUAGGGAAUCGGGCUAGUAAUCUGAGGGUUGCCAGUUCGAUUCCUGGCCAUGCCAAUGACGUUGUGUCCUUGGGCAAGGCACUUCACCCUACUUGCCUCGGGGGGAAUAUCCCUGUACUUACUGUGAGUCGCUCUGGAUAAGAGCGUCUGCUAAAUUUACAUUUACAUUUAUUCAUUUAGCAGACGCUUUUAUCCAAAGCGACUUCCAAGAGAGAGCUUUAAAAAGUGCAUAGGUCACUGAUAAUAACAACAAGAUAGCCCCACAGCAUUGCGGGUAGUCAAAAACAAGAAGUACAUAUUGUGAACAACCAAAAAAUAGUGCUAAAGGGAAGAAACCAUAAGAGCAUGUAGUUAAACAAGUUAAAAUUACACAACAUUAAUUAAUAAAUGUAAAUAGUUUUGUAUUUGUAAUUCAACUUAACAUGGACAACUAUAUAUACCUUAGUAAAAAAUAAACCAAACGUUACAUAUUUUCUCUGAACUGCCUGACACACAGUGUAUCAUAUGAAACUACUGAGUGACACUGUGACUUGAACCCUUAGCAUCAGACCACUGCAUCAGACAUAGCCCUACCUUGUGGUAAUAGGCUCUAAUUUCAAAGACUUUGAACUUUCAUUAAAAUCCACCUCAAACUGUAAACUGCAAAAUUUGGUCUUUUCUGCCUCCUUCAUAAUGCUAUGCUUUUUCAAAAAUAGCUGAUGUGUUGUACUUUUUGGUUGUUGUAUUUUGUUUUUGGAUGAGGUGAUCUAAAACCAGAUUGACCACAAUAAAAGGUGUGUGAAGAGAAACUCCUUUCUCUGAAUUGUACACACACCUGUCUGUAUUGUAUUACAGAAUUGUAAUCUAAGAAGAGAAAUUGACAGAAUUCAGUGGGAUAAGCUGGUCUAUCAGUUCACACUGGGAGACAAAGAUUUAAGAUAAUUUAAGACAUGUCUUCUGACAAAAGCAUGCCUCAUAUCUUUCACUUCCUUGUUUGUUGAUCCUUGGUUCUGGAGCACACUAGUGGAUAUGUGGUAGUAGUAAAAAAACGUAAACAAUUAUGCUCUAUACACAUUCUCUUGGUAUGUUAAGAGAUACACCAAUACAAAUACAAAUUAUGUAUUGUCCAGGGGCAUCGUUAGACCCUGGGGCACGUGCCCCAGUAUAAAUCUGCUGUGCCCCAGUAAAAUCUAUAGUUUGAGCUUUGGCAAUUUAUUUUAUUAGUCAGUGCAUUUAUUUAGAUUUAUAAUCCCGAAAAAAUAAACGCAAUAUCCCAAUCAACGCUUGAAAAAUCAAAGCAGUUAAACCGAAAACACAAACCGAUGCCCGCAUAAUUCCAUGUCAACGUGAUCUUCUGAGCUUGCUAAAUAGCCACUGCAGCAUGCACCCAGAAGUCCAGGUGUCGGACUCGGCACACAAGUCAGAACUGAGUUAGGCUAAGAAAACAUUACAAAACUAAAGAUAGUUUCUAAAUGAUAGGACUACCGAUCAUCAUAUUUUGACUAAAACAUUAAAACAAUAUUACAUGAAGUAAAAAAAAAAACAGUAUUUGUGCUGAAAUGAAUGCGUAAAAUGUUUGCGUGCUUGAUGUCCCUGCCAAAGCUGAUAUCAAACUUGCGUCCCUGAACUUUUGUGUUGUGGGUUCUCUAGGGGGUUUCUAUAGCCUAGUAGGGCAUUAUGCGCAGCAAGCUUGAAAGAAAAAAAGGGAUAUGAAUAGGGGCCUGUGCCACAGUAGAGUUGUAUGUCUAACAACGCCUCUGGUCUUGUCACUGAGAAUUGUUUGUUUUGCAUUGUAAUGUAUCCCAUAUCAUAUGAAUCAUCAUUAACACAAGAGAUUUUACUUAAUACUUACAGAAUAAUAAAGCCAGCAACCCCACAAAUCAAUGAGUGCAAAUGUAUUUGUUUAGAAGACUUAUUUUCUAUUUAGAUAUUUAUUUUGAGGAUAAGAUAAUGACAAUACAACUGUUAGUGUCUUUGUGAAGUUACUGUAUGUUACGUGAAAUAAGUCAGAUGCUCACUGUCAUUUAUACAAUGCUCUGCUGUUGUAAAAUAUAAAACAAUAAUAAAAUAGUUAUAUUUA